AUGCUUUCUUCCACAGCAUGCUUCACCUUCAUCUUUCUCCUCUGCCAGCUCACAGGGCCAGCAGCCUGUGGAGUACUGAAAAAGCUAGUUGGUGCCCUUGGUGGGUCUGUGAAUUUCCCACUGAAUCUCUCAGCAGAUCCAAUUGACAGCAUUAUCUGGGUCUUCAACACAACCACUCUUGUCACCAUACAGCCAAAGUUGGCAGACAAAAAAGCCCUUAUCAUAGUGACCCAACAUCGUAACAAGGAAAGGGUGAAUUUCCCACAUGAAGGCUACUCCCUGAAGCUCAGCAAACUGAAGAAGAAUGACUCAGGUGUCUACCGUGUGGAGAUACACAGCUCAACCCUCCAGGAUCCCCUAACCCAGGAGUAUGAGCUGCGUGUCUAUGAGCACCUGUCAAAGCCCAAAGUCAUCAUAGGUCUGCAGAACAAUAAGAAUGGCACAUGUAUAACCAAUCUGACAUGUUCCAUGGAACAGGGAGGAGAGGAUGUAACUUACAGCUGGAAGUCCCUGGGACAGGUGACCAAUGAGUCCCAUAGUGGCUCCACCCUCCCCAUAUCCUGGAGGCAGGAGAAAAGUGAUAUGACCUUCAUCUGCAUGGCCAGAAACCCCAUCAGCAGCAACUCCUCAAACCCCAUCUUUGCCUGGAAGCUCUGUGAAGGUGCUGCUGGUGGCCUGGCUACCACUGUGAUCCUCAAACUUCUGUUGUCACUCACCCUGCUCUGUUUCAUUGCACCGGUGCUAAUUAUUUUGAUCAUACGAAGAGAAAGAAGAAAAGAGUCCAUUGAAGAGAAGAAUGGACUGAACCUUCAUCCAGAAACUCUUAACUACUCCCCCACUUUUGGAGAGGCCUCGGAGUAUGACACAAUCUCUUACUUAAAUAGCAUUGUACCAGAGGAAAAUGCAGUAAAUACACUUUAUUCCACUGUGCAAAUACCCCCAAAGGUGGAGAAAUCCCACUCACUGCCCACGUUGCCAGACACACCAAGGAAAUUUACCCAUGAGAAUGUCAACUAA
Globicephala melas (long-finned pilot whale) is the source of this 1017-nucleotide messenger RNA. RefSeq names its product SLAM family member 7 (gene SLAMF7). Gene Ontology annotation, biological process: T cell activation. Gene Ontology annotation, cellular component: external side of plasma membrane. Lineage: Eukaryota; Metazoa; Chordata; Mammalia; Artiodactyla; Delphinidae. The record is from RefSeq and is a predicted model, not a curated record.